UGCAACAUUUUUAUAUGAGUCUGUGAUGGUUCUUUGAUAAACAUUCGAUUGUUUGUUCUUAUAAAAAUGUUUGAGGUGGAUGCGAUAUCCGCAGAUCACAAAGAUGUUAUUCAUGACGUUGUAUUUGACUAUUACGGACGUCGCAUGGCAACAUGUUCUAGUGAUCAAACGGUCAAAAUAUGGGAUGAGGAUGAACUAGGCAAGUUAACAGUUUCAAGCAGCUGGAAGGCACAUUCUGGUUCAAUUUGGCGCAUAUCAUGGGCUCAUCCGGAAUUUGGCCAAGUUUUGGCNUAUGACUCCGGCUCGUAG
Molecule: messenger RNA, 309 nt
Organism: Rhagoletis zephyria (snowberry fruit fly)
Lineage: Eukaryota; Metazoa; Arthropoda; Insecta; Diptera; Tephritidae
Product: nucleoporin SEH1-like
Biological process (GO): positive regulation of TORC1 signaling; cellular response to amino acid starvation
Cellular component (GO): Seh1-associated complex; nuclear pore outer ring
Molecular function (GO): structural molecule activity; protein binding
Source: RefSeq, a predicted model, not a curated record